Molecule: messenger RNA, 2399 nt
Organism: Neogale vison (American mink)
Lineage: Eukaryota; Metazoa; Chordata; Mammalia; Carnivora; Mustelidae
Gene: MFSD2B
Product: major facilitator superfamily domain containing 2B
Exons: 14
Coding region: 1-1626 (541 amino acids)
Biological process (GO): carbohydrate transport
Cellular component (GO): membrane
Molecular function (GO): symporter activity; sphingolipid intramembrane carrier activity
Source: RefSeq, a predicted model, not a curated record
AUGGCCGCGUCCCCCGGAGCGCCCCGGGCCCCCGCCGUCGAGGCGCCGCCGCCCCAGCCGGACGCGCGCACCUUGGACCGCGGCUCGGUUUCUGGAGGAGCCCUCGAGACAAAGGGACCUCAGGAUGCUUAUGGAGGCUCAGGAGGGUAUGGGCGACUGUUGUGUAUCUGCACAGGCUGGGGGCUUAGCUCCUGUGUUUCCCCCCAGGACAGCAGAGCUGGUCAGCUCUCAUUCUGUACCAAGGUGUGCUAUGGCAUUGGUGGGAUCCCCAACCAGGUGGCCUCCAGCGCCACAGCCUUUUACCUGCAACUGUUCCUGCUUGAUGUGGCACAGAUCCCUGCUGCCCAGGUGUCCCUUGUCCUAUUCGGAGGGAAGGUGUCUGGGGCAGCUGCCGACCCUGUGGCUGGGUUCUUCAUCAACAGAAGCAGGAGGACAGGGUCUGGACGCCUCAUGCCCUGGGUGCUGGGCUGCACGCCCUUCCUCACCGUGGCCUACUUCCUCCUGUGGUUCCUGCCCCCCUUCACCAGCCUGCGGGGCCUCUGGUACACGGGCUGCUACUGCCUGUUCCAGGCCCUGGCCACGUUCUUCCAGGUGCCCUACGCGGCGCUCACCAUGCUGCUGACGCCCUGCCCGAGGGAGCGGGACUCGGCCACCGCGUACCGGAUGACCAUGGAGAUGGCGGGGACGCUGAUGGGAGCCGCCGUCCACGGGCUCAUCGUGUCGGGCGCCCACGGGCCGCACAGGUGCGAGGACGUCGCGCUCGCCCGGCCGGCCGUCGUCUCCCCCGACGCGACUCGUCUCUACUCCAUUGCAGCCGCCGUGCUUGCUCUGACUUACCCUGUGUGCACUGGUUUGCUCUGCCUUGGGGUGAAGGAGCGACCAGACUCCUCCGGCCCAGCCUCAGGCCAAGGCCUGAGCUUCCUGGCUGGGCUGGGCCUCACUGUCCGGCACCGGCCCUACCUGAAGCUGGUCAUCUCCUUCCUGUUCAUCUCGGCAGCCAUUCAGGUGGAGCAGAGCUACCUGGUCCUGUUCUGUACACAUGCCUCCCGGCUACAUGAUCACGUCCAGGGCGUGGUGCUGACCAUCCUGGUCUCAGCUGUGCUGAGCACCCCACUGUGGGAGUGGGUUCUACAGCGAUUUGGGAAGAAGACAUCGGCCUUCGGGAUCUGUGUGAUGGUGCCUUUUGCAAUCCUGUUGGCUGCUGUACCCACAGCACCUGUGGCAUAUGUGGUGGCCUUUGUGUCUGGCCUGAGCAUUGCUGUGUCCUUGCUGCUACCCUGGUCCAUGCUUCCAGAUGUGGUGGAUGCCUUCCAGCAGCAGCAGCAGCCUGGCCCGGGCCUGGAGACCAUCUUCUACUCAUCCUAUGUCUUCUUCACCAAGCUUUCUGGUGCAGGCGCCCUGGGCAUCUCCACUCUCAGUCUGGAGUUUGCGGGCUACGAGGCAGGAGCCUGCACGCAGACGGAGCGGGUGGUGGUGACCCUCAAGGUCCUCAUCGGGGCCGUGCCCACCUGCAUGAUCAUCACCGGUCUGUGCAUCCUCAUGGUGGGCCCCGCACCAAAGGUGCCAAGCCAGGACCCCUCCCGCCGGCAGAGCCUUCAGAGGAGGACCAGCUACAGCCUCGCUUGAGAUCUGACCGUGUGUGGGCUGGAACCACAGGAGCCAGCGUCUUCUGGACUCAAAGUCCUUCUUUCUUCUCAGUCCCUUAGCACGCCCAUUUCAAGGGUUACAUGUGACCCAUCUUUCCCCCUGGGACAUGGAGUCUUCAGGGACAUCUCCUGAAGGGACUGGCCUGGGCCCCAGGACCCUCACCCGCCACUUCUUGCUUGUUGACCGCAGACCGUAUCCGACAGGCCUGUGCCCCGGACCACCCAGCUCCAGGCGGCUCUGACCUGGAAAGCAUCCCGAGAACAACUAUUCCUGGAAAAAGGAAGGCCCACCCCCUGCUUACCUGACAGGUCAGACACACAGAUGUCUUGCUCUUCCUGACACCCCAGUGGACACCUGUGAGGGAGGCUGACAGACACCACACGAACGGGCAGAGUGGGACAGAUGGACUUGUUGGGGAUGACAUCAGGAAAGAAGCAAAUAGAGACAUUGAGACCAACAGACCCCAGAAGGAGCAAAUGGGGACAGCAGCGGGGGAGGAGACCGAGCAGAGCACAAGAGGCGUUUCUCAAGGCUUUCGGGUCGUUCAGAUAAGCCGGCAACAGCUGAUACUGAGCUACCAAACAUCAAUCCCCUUUACGAACAGAAGUUAUUUUUGCGGAAAUAUUUUUCUGAAAUUGUAUCUUAUAAAAGCGCAGGAACCACAGUUUUCUAAAGGCCAUAUCUUUGGGGAAGAAAGAUCCACUGAGAUUUAUUUUUAAAAUACAUAUAUCUAUUAAAGGCUUUAUCUUCUA